This is a messenger RNA of Clonostachys byssicola, 4302 nucleotides long. NCBI's taxonomy places the organism in Eukaryota, Fungi, Ascomycota, Sordariomycetes, Hypocreales, Bionectriaceae. The record is from the annotation of a GenBank genome assembly.
AUGGAGUCCCAUCCGCGGUCGCCGCCGCGCUCUCCCGCGAGAGCCUUGUCCAACGACCUCCAGCGGCGCCUCAGCCGGAGGCUCAAGAAGAAGCACCAACAUGAGUGUGGGGUCGAGAUACCCGAGCGCUUGAGGGACAGCGAUCACUCUGAUGGCGAGGACCAGCAAUCGGGCCAGAGCCCGCCCAUGUUCAUGAACAUGAAUCAGAGUAUUUUCGGCCUUAUUGCGGCCGCAGGAUCACGGGUCGAUUUCCACGAACGAUUCAACGAUAGCAGUAGUGAUGAGGACGGCGAGCACGGCGAUGGACAUGCUCAAGGCUUGGAAGAAGACCUGUCGCGUACGACCAUUUUGACUACCCCUAAACCCAAAGAGAGGCGAAGCCACCGAAGGAAGCUUUCAGCCCACCGUCUGCUUCGAUCACUGCCUGCUCUUCCGAAAUUAAAGUCCAAGUCUCAAAGCUUACCCACGAAACUCUCGACGCCCCGAGAAGACCCGCAAGAAACCGAAGGCUUAGACAAAGAAAAAAGCAAUCUUUCCGUGCCCACGAAUCUCGAUCUGGAAAUAGAGAACUUGAAUCGUCGCCCUCCUGUUAUGAGCAGGAUGCUCGAGGCAAGAGCAGAGAUGUCGAGCCGGCCGAGCUUCGACCUCGAUACAGACGAUAUGGGUACGAGCCAAGCCGAGGAGCACAGCGACAGCUCGCCUCUAGCAAAGCGGUUAAUGGACAUCUUUGAAUUCGAAGAGCCCGAGCAAGUUAUCGAAGAGUAUCCCUGUUGGCUACUGCAGAGCGUUCUUCUCCAAGGAUUUCUCUACAUCACAACGAAGCACAUUUGUUUCUAUGCGUACCUGCCAAAGAAAGCAAAUGUUGUUUCAAAAUCUGGUUUCUUGUCGAAAAGUGGAAAGCGCAAUCCCAAGUACAACCGAUAUUGGUGCCGUUUAAAAGGAUACGUGCUCUCCUAUCACCAAGACUCCACGAAUCCAUAUUUUCCCCAUGGGCAGAUCGACCUCAGCUAUGCUAUUUCAGCUAGUGUGACUGACAGUGACAAGAAGGGCGUUCAUUUCUCUGUUGUCACUCCCCACAGGACAUACAACUUCCGGGCCGAUAGCGCGCCUAGCGCAAAGGAAUGGGUCAAGAGUCUUCAAAGAGUGAUCUUUCGAAGUCAUAAUGACGGAGAUAGCGUCAAAAUCUCCCUCCCCAUUGACAAUGUUAUUGAUGUUGAAGACACACAGAUGAUUGAGUUCGCGGAUACAUGCAAAAUACGCGUUAUUGACAAUGAUGAGACUUACGCUAUUGAUGAAUAUUUCUUCUCGUUUUUCAGUUUCGGGGAAGAGGCUAUCGGAGUUUUACGACUCCUGGUUGAAGAAAGCGCAUCUAGAGCACGAAACAAAGACAAGAUGUCGAGCCCCGUCCCUACGAGUCCCGGCGACCUGCAAUCAGGACACACCUCGCCUAGCAAUGUUCCUGAUGAUAUGAUGAUGAGCCAGAUCCGCAUACCGCGGCGGUCAGAAAACGUCAGGGCGACCUUAUCGCCCAUGUCCCCGAAAUCUGCCACAAGCCCGCGAGAGAGCUUGGACAUAUCUAGAGGCUCGAGUUUCGAAGGUUUCAGACACAGAGGGAGGAGAAGUUUUGAUCUACCAUCAACGAUGCCGGACGAUGGGCAAAUGGGCCUGUCUAGCUCUAGUAGGAGGUCUCUGAGUCGCCGACGAUGGGAAGAUAACAAAACGCCUCGACAACAUGAGUCUUCCGAUUCCUAUGUUCAAUCAUCAGUGGAAGCCCCCAGCUUUUCUAACAUUGGUUCCUCGGCCGCUGAAGACCCAGCUCUAUCUGCCAGCCAAAUUCUCAGAGAUAGCCACGUCUUCCACCCAGAGUCCCAUCGGCUACCCCCGCAAUUCGUCAGUCGUGAGGCGGGAUCAAAGGAGAAACACACCGCAAAUGAGGACGAAUCUAAGUCCAGUGUGCCAUCCUCCAGUCAGGUUGUUUCGGCCGAUCAGCACUCUAAGCUCAAUGCGUCUAGUGAUCAAAAUCAAUCGUCACCUACAUUGCAGAGUAUUUCCAAAAUGGGUUCUUAUCCCCUGCAGCGGGCUGGCGCCUUUGCGGAAUACUUGAACAAGACUCGACAAAAAAUGAGCUCGUUGCUUGCAACUGAAUCUAUGGGAUAUGUUGAGAAGGUCUCCGGUAUGUGGAGAGGAGGUACAAAGCACUUUGAUGCACCUAAAGGCUUGAGGGUGGACGACGAUGACAUCGAGGAGGAUUCUGACGGGAAUAAACACAUUUCAAACGAACGAUUCCGAGCUCACUUCACCCUCCCAGAGAACGAAAAGCUACAGGCCACCUACUUCUGCUACCUUUUCCGUGUUCUGCCACUAUAUGGCAAGAUCUACCUUAGCGACCGCUCAUUUUGCUUUCGAAGUCUUUUACCAGGAACGAGGACGAAGCUCAUCCUCCCUCUUCAAGACAUUGAGACAGUGCACAAAGAAAAGGGCUUCCGUUUUGGAUACAAUGGUCUCGUGGUCGUCAUCAAGGGCCAUGAGGAGCUCUUCUUUGAAUUCGGGCAGGCUGAAGACCGAGAUGAUUGCAAUGUGACAUUGCUGCAAAGUCUGGAAACGACAAGACUCCUGGAGCAAGAAGGUCUCCUCCCUCAAGACGAAGAAGACGACGAUGAUGGCGCGAUUGGAGAGCGAGACGCUUUACGCAUGGCAAGACGUGGUGAAUUCCCAGACCAUGAACUUCGGCUGCCACGCAGAGCGAGCGGUGUAUCCAACGCACCGUUCAUUAUCGACGAGUCCGAGACAUCAAUCAUUGAUUUCCGACCUAAGACUUCAAUGAAAAUCACAUGCUUGACAAUUGGAUCACGAGGCGAUGUACAACCAUACAUCGCCUUGUGCAAGGGUCUCCUUGCUCAAGGGCACAGACCCCGAAUCGCAACACAUGCUGAAUUCCAGGGCUGGAUCGAGUCACAUGGGAUUGAAUUUGCUCGUGUAGAAGGAGAUCCCGGUGAGCUUAUGCGUCUUUGUAUCGAGAACGGGACAUUUACUUGGUCGUUCUUACGUGAAGCGAACGCGACAUUCCGUGGAUGGCUGGACGAGCUUCUCGUUUCUGCAGUCGGGGCCUGUGAAGGUUCAGAUCUCUUGAUUGAAUCGCCAUCAGCAAUGGCAGGUAUUCACAUCGCUGAGAAGCUCGGUAUCCCCUAUUUCAGGGCCUUUACCAUGCCAUGGACCCGCACGCGCGCCUAUCCUCAUGCUUUUAUAAUGCCAGAGCAUAAGAUGGGCGGUGCGUAUAACUACAUGACAUACAUUAUGUUUGACAAUCUCUUCUGGAAGGCAAUUUCUCACCAGGUCAACCGAUGGCGGAAUAACAUGCUUGGCUUGCCUAACACAAGCCUUGAGAAGAUGGCACCAAACAAAGUACCCUUUCUCUACAACUUCAGUCCCAUGGUCGUGGCGCCCCCGUUGGAUUUCUCGGAUUGGAUCCGUGUAACUGGAUACUGGUUCUUGGAUGAAGGGGAUAAGUAUGAGCCACCCCCAGAACUGAAGGCUUUCAUCCAGAAAGCCAGGGAUGACGGUAAGAAGUUGGUUUACGUGGGCUUUGGCUCUAUCAUCGUCAGCGACCCACCCAAAAUGACCCAAGAGGUCAUUGAUGCCGUUCUCAAAGCAGAUGUGCGCUGUAUCUUAUCCAAAGGUUGGUCCGACCGGAUAUCUUCCAAAGCUACCCAGGGCGAGAUCGCGCAAUUGGGACCGGAACCAGAGAUCCCCCCUGAAAUCCAUGUCAUCAAGUCUGCUCCUCACGACUGGCUAUUUCAGCAAAUUGAUGCUGCAGCACACCACGGCGGCUCAGGAACUACGGGUGCCAGCUUGCGGGCGGGCAUCCCGACUAUCAUCCGGCCAUUCUUUGGUGAUCAGUUCUUCUUCGCUAGCAGGGUAGAGGAUCUGGGGGUUGGAGUCUGGGUGAAGAAGUGGGGUACCAAUGCAUUCGGAAGAGCCCUCUGGGAGGCUACUAGAAGUGAGCGGAUGAUUGUCCGAGCUAGAGUGCUCGGUGAGCAGAUUCGUCAGGAGAGAGGAGUCGACCUAGCAAUCCAAUCCAUCUAUCGUGACAUGGAGUAUGCUAAGAGUCUUGUGAGACGCAAGGCGGGCAGGAACCAGGGAACAGAUGAAGAAUCUGGAGGAAACGAACUCGACGAAGACGAAGAAAGUUGGACGUUUAUCAACGGCGAUGAGCCCGACCCGGAUUUUAUAACCAAAAAGCUCAGUGAGGGUUUCGCAGGACUCGCGGGCUUUGAAACUGGGUCGCUGAGGGCCACUGCAUAA